AUGGCGAGACGCACCCUCGCCGUGCUCGCCGAGUCGGAGAAGCAAAUCCUCCACGGCGUGGACCUGACCAUCCGCCAGGGCGAGGUGCACGCCAUCAUGGGCAAGAACGGCAGCGGGAAGUCCACGCUGUCCAAGGUGAUCGUCGGGCACCCGGAUUACGAGGUGACGGCAGGGCAGGUCACCUUCAAGGGCCAGGACGUCCUCGCCAUGGAGCCAGAGGAGCGGUCACACGCCGGCAUCUUCCUGUCGUUCCAGUCCCCCAUCGAGGUGCCCGGCGUUUCCAACGUCGACUUCCUGCGCAUGUCGUACAACGCGAGCCGGAAGGCCAAGGGCGAGGACGAGCUGGACCCGUUGGAGUUCUACAGCUAUCUGAUGCCCAAGCUCGAGAUGCUCAACAUGGACGUUGCGUUCCUGAACCGCAAUGUCAAUGAAGGCUUCUCUGGCGGCGAGAAGAAGCGGAACGAGAUCCUCCAGCUCGCGGUCUUGCAAAGCGAGCUCUCGAUUUUGGACGAAAUCGACUCUGGUCUUGACAUCGACGCACUGCGCGACGUCUCGAAGGCGGUCAACGCCCUGAAGACCGAGGACAGCGCUGUGCUGAUGAUCACGCACUACCGACGCCUGCUGGAUCAGAUCAAGCCGGACGUGGUGCACGUCAUGGAGAACGGGCGCAUCGUGCAGACUGGAGGGUUCGAGAUCGUCGAGGCUCUCGAGGGUGGUGGCUACGCGGCCCUGAGCUCGUGA
Molecule: messenger RNA, 741 nt
Organism: Pedinophyceae sp. YPF-701
Lineage: Eukaryota; Viridiplantae; Chlorophyta; Pedinophyceae
Source: the annotation of a GenBank genome assembly